Molecule: messenger RNA, 2856 nt
Organism: Mauremys mutica (yellowpond turtle)
Lineage: Eukaryota; Metazoa; Chordata; Testudines; Geoemydidae
Product: zinc finger protein 664-like
Exons: 5
Coding region: 809-2092 (427 amino acids)
Source: RefSeq, a predicted model, not a curated record
UGGGAGGAAGGAAGUGGGCGAUGGGAAAAGCGGAGUGCGGCAGCUGCUGCCCCUGGAUUUGAGUGGUCAGCAAUCAGGGCUCUUGGAAGCCGGGGGCUGAGUAGCUGCUGCUCCCGAGUGGGGUCUGGGCCCGGGAGAGACCUGCAUUACAGCCCCCUCUGUGCCUAGCAGAGAUGGGGACUUUCUCCAGUGGCUGGAACUAGCCCCCCCGCGGGCAGCCUCGGGCUCUGCCGACAUCCGGAGCUGGAGACUGCAGGAGGGGCUGCAAGAGCAUCUGUGCUGUGCAAGAAACGAGCAAAGAGAAGCCAAAGAUGACAAGGAGAGGCAAAGAGUGGAACAGCUGGUGGGUGCUCAGAGUCGUUCUCCCCACCCCGGCACCAAGGUUUGCCUAGGAUCAGAGUGCCUGGAGUGAUGUGGCAACCGCAAGGACCCUCCUGCCGGCCUCAGCCAGGAAACCAUCCCCACUGGAAUCCAGGGAGGAGGAAACAGACAGAAGCCAAGAGGCAGAAAAUCAUCCGGGAGUGGAAGAAGCUAUGUGGGUUUCUGGAGGAGCAGCUUCCCGCUGUCCUAGCUGGAAGAGCUAGACAGAGCAAUUGUCAAGAGAGGGGAUGAGAGGAUCUCUGAACUGUCCCUGGAGAUUUCCCUGCUCAGUGAAAUGGGAGGAGAGAAUGGAAAGGAGCCACUGAGCCAAUCCGUACAGGAUUUCUUCUUCCCAAACCUGACAUGAUUUCCAAGGUGGAACAAGGGGAAAUGCUGUGGGUCCCAGAUCUCCAGGGCUCCAAGGAGAGGGAGAUCUUGAGAGCAGGUGAUGGGGAUAGAAGGUCCUGAUGGGGAAGGUCCUGAGCAAGUGGAACAACACUGGACAUUACCGGGAAGAUCUCAAGGGAAUGUGUCCUUGAGUCCUCAGCAGGAAGCAGCUUGUGAGAAUGAGCACAAGCCAGAGAACCAUCAGGAUAACCUCCCCAUGCAGGAAGUAGGUAAAGGUGUUCAUUUUGGGGGAGGUUGCAAGGACCUUGAGAGAACAACAGUCCAGCAGAGAAUCUCCAUGGAAGAGAGAAAAACCACAUGCACCGAGUGCGGGAAAAGCUUCAAACGGAGAUCAGACCUAAUUAGACAUGAGAGAAUCCACACAGGAGAGAGACCCUAUAACUGUCCCAACUGUGGGAAAAGCUUCAGCGAUAGCGCAGCCCUUACUUUACAUCAGAAAACCCACACAGGAGAGAGACCGUAUAAGUGCCUCAAUUGUGGGAAAAACUUCACUCGCAGCUCACGCCUCAUUGAACAUCAGAGAGUCCACACAGGAGAGAAACCCUAUAAAUGCCUCGACUGCGGGAAAAGUUUCAGUGUGAACUCAGCCCUCAUUAGACAUCAGAGAAUGCACACAGGAGAGAAGCCUUAUAAAUGCCCUGACUGUGAGAAAAGCUUCAAUGUGAGUUCAUCCCUUAAAACACAUCAGAGAAUCCAUACGGGCGAGAGACCCUAUAGAUGCCCUGACUGUGGGAAAAGCUUCAAGGAGAGAUCAAGCCUUAUUAACCAUGAGAGAAUCCACACAGGAGAGAGACCCUUUAAAUGCUCCGAGUGUGGGAAAAACUUCCGUGUGAGCUCAGCCCUCAUUAGACAUCGGAGAAUUCACACAGGCGAGAAACCAUAUAAAUGCCUUGAAUGUGGGAAAAGCUUCAAUGUGAUUUCAUCCCUUUGUACACAUCAGAAAAUUCACGCGGGAGAGAAACCAUAUAAGUGCUCCGACUGUGGAAAAAGCUUCAAUAUUAGUUCGUCCCUUAUCACACAUCAAAGAAUCCAUACAGAAGAGAGACCCUAUAAAUGCUCCAGCUGUAGGAAAAGCUUUAAUAUUAGCUCAUCCCUGAUUAAACAUCAGAGAAUGCACACAGAAGAGAGACCCUAUAAAUGCACCAACUGUGGGAAAAGCUUCAUUCAGAGCUCAUACCUUAUUAAACAUCAGAAAAUCCACAUGGCAGAGACGCCUAUAAAUGCCCCAGUCAGUAGCCAUAGUAAAAAUAAACCAUUUCCUGAUUUCCGUCCUACAUCAGUGACAUUUGGUUCCCAAAUAUGUGGCUGCCCCUCUCUGGGGUGAGGAUACAGCAGCAGACAAACCUGAACUGAUGAGUGACUCUGGUUCUGUUUGUCUAGAACACCCCAGGCAGAGCAGAAUACCUGAUCCACUUUGCCUCAUUGCUGCAGGCCCAGCUGCUGAGGCGAUGUGCCUCUCCGCCUUCUACCUGAUGGGCAAAGGAAGAGAAAAGAACAACUCUGGAAAUUCCGUCUCCCCUUCCCUGCCCUUUCAUGGAGAUUAGCAGAAGAAAACUUGGGUCCCAUAUUCACUCUAGAGACCUGUCUCCACCUCUCUUCUUCCACCAGCCCCUGGGCUGGGCUCUCACACUUAACUGGAGUUGUUCCCUGCAGUGGGGUGUCCCUGAGGGCUAGUAACUCCUUCUCUCCCCAAAUCCCCCAGGGUGCUUGUUUCUUGGGGGAUCAGAUGUUAACAGACCAGGAGGGAUGGGUGAUGGGCAGGUAAUGGAGAAAUGUAAUGUUUGGGGUUGAUGGAGAUGGGAACCAGAAGCAGUCAGAUGCAGAGUGUUGAGGUUUCCAGUGUGUGGGGAUCAUGGAAUAACAAGUGUGGAAAGGGAUGGGAUUAGGAAGGUACUUCUCCUAUAUUUCAGCCCCUCUGACCCUUUCCCUGUCCUCUCAGUAUUAAGAAAGCAUCACUGAAGGGACACAAAAACUAGGGGUCACCAAAUGAAAUUAAUAGGCAGUAAGUUUAAAACAAACAAAAGGAAGUAUUUCUUCACACAAAGCCUGUGGAACUUUUUGCCAGCAGAUGUUGUGAAGGCCAAGACU